AUGGAUGACCUUCCCCAGGACAUCUUCCUCCUCGUCUGCCGCAUUCUGGUCCCCAUCCCGCUGCUGAGUACAGAACAAGAUGUUAAUGGUGAAGAAUACAAAUCGGAGUAUCUGCGACCCCUUCUGCGCCUCACCCAUGUCUGUCGGUCGUGGCGACGGACCCUCAUCGAUGCUCAAUCAAUGUGGUCCUACUUGAUUCUCAAACCAACUGACAAUGUCUGCAACAACAUCUCCUCCGUCCUUUUGGAACGCUCAGGAGAAUCUCCUCUCACCAUUGUCAUCGUCACCAACGACGUCGACGAUGUUUACAGGACGAUAUCGGCACAGGGGAGGCGACUGUGCCACUUUCAAAUCCGCAUGCUUGGUCCAUCCCCGGGUCACUACUCGUUGCUUUCCCCCUAUGCUACACCUCUCCUCGAGGCACUCUCCAUCAAGUAUGAGGCAGACGCUCCGGCCGGGACAGAAUACCGCAACGCAUCCUCGACCCGGAUGUUCCACAACGGCCGCUCGUCUCUCCGUGCCCUUGAACUCUGGCCCGUGCAGUACGCACUGCCGCUCGACUCCUUCCCCCUUCUCACACAUCUUUUCCUUUCCUUCGAUUCCGUCAACAUCGAGAACAGCAACCUCUUCGAAGACGUCCUCAGUCUGCUGUCGCGCACACCCUUGCUGCGGUUCUUUAAUCUGCGCGACAUCCAAUGCGACGGCAAAUCCCUACCCGCAUCGGAAGACAAUCCGCCAGCUAUGGUCGAACUGUCGCGCUUGAAUAGCAUGUCAGUAUCGCAAACCAACUGGGAGUUCAUCGGGAACCUCCUCCGUCGCCUCAUUCUCCCCCGCGAGUUCCACAUAUAUUUCACCGACCCGCCGUCGGAAGGCACAUUCAACGAUUGGAAGAACAGCGCGUCGAAAACCGUGAACCUUUUGUGCCGGACGGCAAUCCCAUCCCUCGAGCGUCUCAAGAUCUGUCAGUCGGAUCAAGUCACCAUCACAGCCGAGGGUCCCCUCUCGCAGGCUCCACUCCCUCGUGCGCGCGGUCGUCUCGCGCUCUCUACAGGACCCCCCGUACAGGAGCCUCGCCAUCGCCGCGCCGGUGCCGUCUCAUGGCUCGCGUCCCUUCCCGCACACAUCCCAUUCUCGUCGAUCCGGGUCCUGCACCUCGACGUCGAGAACAUCCUCAUCCUCCUCCUACCCCCACUGCUCGCGCAUACCCCCGCGCUGACCACCCUCAUCUUCCUCUUCUGCGCACACCUCGGCAUGAUCAAGACGGACGACCUCGCGGCACUCGACUCGCUCGCCGCCGCCCUCCUCAGCCCCACCGCCGACGGCGCCUUCCCGUGCCCGCAGCUCGCCACGCUCGGCUCGUGGAUCUGGCUCCCGGAGCGCGUCGCGGACCAGGGCUUCGCAAGAAACAUGCAACGCGCUCGCGUCGACGUCAUGUUCACCAAGUUCACCGCGCUCGCGACGGGCCGCGCGCGCCUCGGCUGGCCGCUGCGCACGCUGCUCCUCGCGCCCACCACCCUCCAGGCUGAGCGGCCCCGGCGCGCGGCGGCGCGCGAGGACGGCGACGGGCGGCCCGGGAAGGCUGCGCUCGACGCCAUGGUCGACGUGGGGAUCGAGACGCUCCGGGGCGUCGUGGAGGAGGUCGUGUGGGCGCCGGACGUGGAGGGGCACGUGGAGCUGGACCGGCUGUUCGCGGCGGACACGGCGGCGGCGGAUGAGGAGGACUUGGGGCGCGCGGAGCGGUAUUGGAGGAUCCCGUGGGGUCCUGGCGCGUGA
Molecule: messenger RNA, 1773 nt
Organism: Epithele typhae
Lineage: Eukaryota; Fungi; Basidiomycota; Agaricomycetes; Polyporales; Epitheliaceae
Exons: 1
Coding region: 1-1773 (590 amino acids)
Source: RefSeq, a predicted model, not a curated record